Messenger RNA from Ambispora gerdemannii, 597 nucleotides. Lineage: Eukaryota; Fungi; Glomeromycota; Glomeromycetes; Archaeosporales; Ambisporaceae. The record is from the annotation of a GenBank genome assembly.
AUGACAGGACUUCAAAGGGUGUUUCCAGCUUUUGAUAUCGAUGGUCGUCCUAUCAACAUUCAAUAUCAUACAUAUUUCAGACAAAAACUCUAUGGUGGUUGGUCAUAUAGUCAAAGUACUCUAGGAGAUUUAGCGUUCUGCCUCGCGGUUCGACCUCACCCCAAUAGCAAGGAACUGUCACCACCCCCAGUGCAGAUUAUGGAAACUGGUCAGACGCUACAGUUGGAAGCUUCCUUGACGUCGAGUGAAGCAGAGCUCUUUGAAUGGUUACAUCUGGAACUUGGAAAGGGGUGUCGACGAUCUACCGCAGGUUUUCACCCAAACAUACUACGAGUCACGAAUCACAGAACCUCGGCUUCCAGUUCUUUAUGGGAUAUAUCACAAAUGAGACAUUUGGACUUCUUGAGAUCUAUACUGACCCUUUUUUUGAAUAUGCCUACCACAUUAAUGAGGGAACUUAUUGCAAAGUCAAUGAAUAAGUUUGAAUAUGGAAAUGAUGCUCAAAAGGUUACAGCACGUAAUGGUAAUUAUGUGCUGAAGGAUCAGGUAUAUGCGGCAACUAAUAUGAAUGUUCUCUUAUUUGCGCAUUUACUCUGA